UGACCAUAAUAACGCCAAAGAGAAGAGUGAAGACGUUUGUAAUUUGUCUUUUGCUGUUUGGCGCCUUUCGGCACUGAAAGCCCGGUGUAAUUUUUUUGUAAUUUAGUUAAACUAUCAUCGCAGUGAGAGCUUGAUAAUAUCACAAAAUAUGGGUGAUAAAGGAGAUGGAGAAACAUUUGAUGAUGCUGUCGAAGAAAGAGUUAUCAACGAAGAAUAUAAAAUAUGGAAAAAGAACACACCGUUUCUUUAUGAUCUGGUUAUGACCCAUGCUCUAGAAUGGCCCUCUUUAACCGCUCAGUGGCUUCCCGACGUAACCAGACCAGAAGGAAAAGAUUACUCUGUACACAGACUUAUCUUGGGCACACACACAUCCGAUGAACAGAACCAUUUGCUUAUUGCAAGUGUUCAACUACCAAAUGAAGAUGCACAAUUUGAUGCUAGUCAUUAUGAUAAUGACAAAGGAGAGUUUGGUGGCUUCGGUUCAGUCUCAGGAAAGAUAGAUAUAGAAAUUAAAAUAAAUCAUGAAGGUGAAGUGAACAGGGCUCGUUAUAUGCCCCAGAAUCCUUGUGUUAUUGCUACCAAGACUCCUUCAUCAGAUGUUCUGGUCUUUGACUACACAAAGCAUCCUUCCAAGCCAGAACCUUCAGGAGAAUGCCAUCCAGAUCUAAGGUUGCGUGGUCAUCAAAAAGAAGGCUAUGGUUUGUCAUGGAACCCCAAUCUAAAUGGAUAUCUUCUUUCAGCAAGCGAUGACCACACUAUAUGCUUGUGGGACAUCAAUGCCACUCCCAAAGAGGGACGAGUAAUCGAAGCUAAGUCGGUGUUUACUGGGCACACAGCUGUAGUAGAGGAUGUGGCCUGGCACCUCUUGCAUGAGUCCCUAUUUGGGUCUGUUGCUGACGACCAGAAACUUAUGAUUUGGGAUACCAGAUGUAACAACACAUCGAAACCCUCUCACACAGUGGAUGCUCAUACAGCGGAAGUGAAUUGUCUCAGCUUUAACCCAUACUCCGAGUUCAUAUUGGCAACUGGAAGUGCUGACAAAACCGUCGCCUUAUGGGAUCUCCGAAACUUGAAGUUGAAGCUUCACUCUUUCGAGUCUCACAAGGAUGAGAUAUUCCAAGUGCAAUGGUCACCGCACAACGAGACCAUACUGGCUAGCAGCGGUACUGACAGGAGACUGCAUGUGUGGGAUCUGUCCAAAAUCGGUGAAGAACAGACAGCGGAGGAUGCAGAAGACGGUCCCCCCGAGUUGCUCUUCAUCCACGGAGGUCACACUGCCAAGAUCUCUGACUUCUCCUGGAACCCUAACGAGCCGUGGGUCAUCUGUUCAGUUUCUGAGGAUAAUAUUAUGCAGGUAUGGCAAAUGGCCGAAAACAUUUACAAUGAUGAAGAACCGGAGACACCCGCCUCUGAACUGGAAUCUAGUGUCAACGUAAACCACGGAUAGUGACUACACAUUAGGAAGGGUUACACAUAUAUUUUACGUAACGGUCAGGUGUGGCGGGAGAUUUAAAACGGCAAGUUUGAAGAAUACAAUAAAUUCGCGCUUAUAUGUUUAAGAAAUUUGUUCAAACAUGCCACACAAUUACAGUAAUGCCUGGUUUCUCUAUCUCCUGUCAGAACUUUUAUUGAGGUCUUUGUACUAAACAUGUCAAGUUUUAAUGGCGUAUCUGAACCAGCCAACAGUGAAAAAAUUUUGUAUUGAAAAAAUUAUUGUAAAAAUGUAAAAAUUUUUGGUACUGUACUAUUAAGAAUUUCGGAAUAGUGUUGGUUCUCCCCGCUUUGAUCAUACGAAUAACUAGGCCCAUAUUCAAAACAAGAUAGAAAUUAAAAAUAGCGCCAUCUUGUGGUAACCGACAGACAUUAAGAAAAUUUAUAGUGAGCACUUAUUAGCUACGUAAAUUCUUAAAAAACUGCCAUUGUGUCUAAGUUAACGCGUGAUAUCAGGAGCACAUUAUCGAAACAAUAACUGGUUUGAUACCCGAUCAAACAUUUGUAGACAGACUUGUCUAAAAAUAAUCAAAUAUAUAGACAUGUUUGACCACAUCGAGUUCCACAAAAGAGAAAUAGCACCGGAGUCUUCAAGAAAUUAGUACUAUUUUCAAAUUUAGUGAAAACUUAUCUUGACAGUUCAAUAGUAUUAGAAUAUGGGGCCUAUGUUUUUAUCUCAUUGACAAUUUUAUAGAUUUGUUUCACUUGUAUAACCGCCAAUCAUUAAUAGUUAUGUAUUUCUAUAAACCUUAUUUUGAAAAUUGAAAAUCGAUAGUACAACGGAAAACUUAUCAAUUCCCCAAAUCAUAUUCACUGUUACUUUUAUUUAGGGUCCAAUACGAAGAAAGCCUGAAUUGUUUUGUCAUAAAUAAUAUAAUUAACACUAGCAACACUGAGAGUUGCUGGCAACUCACGAGACCUCAGCAAUGAACAAUAGGACCCUAAAUAAAUAAUGAAUCUCUUCCAGAUUUAUUUUAUAUACUUUAUGUUUACAGUAAAUGCUUUUAAUAAUUUUUGUCAUGAGAGGAUUCCAAUAUUAUUUAUUAAGUUAUUAUAAGUCACAAUUCGCCGAUACAGUUGUAUGCUCGGUGACGCGACUGAAUGUCUAAUGAAAUAGUUUAAGUUCUUCUAAUUAUUACGAAUUAAAUAAGGUAAUGAUUUAA
Molecule: messenger RNA, 2654 nt
Organism: Pieris napi
Lineage: Eukaryota; Metazoa; Arthropoda; Insecta; Lepidoptera; Pieridae
Gene: Caf1-55
Product: chromatin assembly factor 1 p55 subunit
Exons: 10
Coding region: 149-1447 (432 amino acids)
Biological process (GO): regulation of gene expression
Cellular component (GO): nucleus; NuRD complex; ESC/E(Z) complex
Molecular function (GO): histone binding
Source: RefSeq, a predicted model, not a curated record